AUUUCACCACGACUGUAGAAAUAGAUUGGAAGCGGAAAGCCCUUUUUUAUAUUUGAGAACUGACAGGGAUAGAAAGACGACCAAAAGAAACCUUAGGUUUCUUAGAAAAUAAAUGAGAAUACCCCAAUAUUUCUGAAGUUCAUAAUGAUAAACAAGAUGGUCGUGGGGACAGCGGGACAUAAAGUCCUCUUGAUAUCUGGCCAACAGAAUGGCUCUUCCAGCUCAACACAGGGCUACAGCCGGUCAAUAUCGGUCGUUUUGCCGUCGCAAAACCAAGCGAAUUCUUCAGAUUCCGACUCAAAUUCGACCACUGGGCCACCCCUGCGAAAAAGACAGAGACUCACUCAUUUGAGUCCAGAAGAAAAACAACUUCGCAGGUUAGUUUCAUGAAUGGACAAUUUGGUCUAUUUAGUCUUAACAUUAUUAUCAUGGCUAGUUAAUGAUUAUCUAACAGGCAGAUGCGAUCAUAUCGAUCUCGUGACACCAAAGGGGACAAUGUUGAAUUGAUUGAUUGACCAAAGGGAGCCGGCUACUCCCUACGCCACACAAAUGGACAGAUUCCCAUGAAUGGCAUCGCUGUCUUUCCAAUAGCUGUGCUAAGAAUAAACCAUGCACAUUCAAAGUUAGAAUAAGGUAGACGUGUACUUUUUAGCUGGCGAAUCGGCCUGUCACGUUAACCGGCUUCGCGUAUCAACAGAUUUGAGUUGUCAGCCGGCUGGGUCCCACCCAGUUUUGUAUAUUUGGAUCCUGUUCUGCCUGCAUGACAUAAACGUGGCGGCUGAUUGUGCAAUAACCAAGAACUCUAUCCCCUUCCUGUCAGUCAUCUUGCUUUGUCAACAAUUUCUAAAGAUAAUGUUUGAUCAUCAGGAAACUCAAGAACAGAGUUGCAGCCCAGACGGCCAGAGACAGAAAAAAAGCCAAAAUGGGGGAGCUGGAAGAGCAAGUUCUGGUGUUGGAGCUGGAGGUAAAUAAAUUAUAUCAGUCCAUAAAUUAUGUGAUGGUGUUAAUGACUGCUAUUUAUUACUGUUAUUCCUAAACUGACUAAGGUGUUAAAAUGCAAAUUCUAAGUUUCUCUCUCUCAUCUCUAGAACCAGAAACUUCACGUUGAAAACGGGCUGUUACGGCAAAAGAUAUGCGGUCUGGUGAACGAGAACGAGGAACUGAGACAGAGGCUGGGGUUGGACACACUUGAGGCCAAAGAGAAGGUAAGUGGAUUUGAGUGAGUUAUUGGUAAUGCGGGGGACAGACAGUUGCACCACUUGGUUGUCAGAGCCUAUGAGUUUAUUAUAACGCCGAACUCUUCUCUCCACUACCAUCUCAUCCCCCCCCCCCCCAGGUUCAGGUGUUGGAAUCCAAUGGGAUUGAUGCAGGUUUGGGGAUCGGGUCUUCUGAGUCUGCAGUACUCAGGCUAUGUGUGCCUCCGCAGCAGGUGCAGGCCCAGCAAUUCUCAAAUCUGAAGAUUUCCCAAUGGAUACAGACAGUCCUGACUCUACAGACUUUGAGGUGAGACACGUAGACCACUAUGGACACCAUUUUGUCUGCUACAGCUAAUGCAUGGCCAUUUUGAUUUGAGAAAUGGAUAAGUGCUUUCUCAAAUGGAGAUGCGUAUUCCAGCACUUUUUUAUAAUAAUGAAUAGUAAUUGAUUGGCUUCGUGUAGUGCAUUUUCCAGUAGCUCAAAGCGCUUCUAUAAUGCUACCCAUCUUGCUUGUUGGUAAUUUCCAGUUCCACCCAUCCCUGUUCAGAGUUGUAACCUGCUCGCUCUCUCCCCUUCCAGUCUGAUCUCUUGCUGGGCAUUCUGGACAUCCUUGACCCAGAGCUGUUCCUCAGGGAGUGUGAUGAGCAGGAGAUCCAGGAGCAGGCGGUGCUGCUGGUCGGAGGGGGGGGAGGAGUACCUGCCCCCUCACCUGCAGCUCUGGGGGCCACACCAGUUAAGCUGGAGGCCCUUAAUGAACUGAUCCACUUUGACCACAUCUACACCAAGCCCGUGGAGGAAGUGGUGUGUGUCCUCGGGCAGCAGGAAGUGAAUCAUGAGGAGAGCGUGACAGAGAUAAAGAUGGCCGAGGAGGUUGACGUGUGUGUCAAAGAUGAGCCGGAGGAAGUGGUCAUCAUCCCUGAGAGUCAUGGGGUGCUGGAUGACUUCCUGUCCGCGGCCUCGCUGACCUCUGACCUGGCCAUGGGCGGCCUAGAGAAGACUGGCGCUUACCUGACGGAUGCCUUCAGCGACUCCGGAUACGAGCGGUCCCCUUCCCCCAUCAGCGACAUGUCCUCCCCCCUCUGCUCAGAGGGGUCCUGGGAUGAUGUGUUUGCCAACGAACUGUUCCCCCAGCUGAUCAGUGUCUGA
Coregonus sp. 'balchen' is the source of this 2342-nucleotide messenger RNA. NCBI's taxonomy places the organism in Eukaryota, Metazoa, Chordata, Actinopteri, Salmoniformes, Salmonidae. The record is from the annotation of a GenBank genome assembly.